AUGGAAAACGAUAAGGGCCAACUAGUCGAACUUUAUGUUCCAAGAAAAUGUUCUGCUACCAACAGAAUCAUCAAGGCUGAUGACCACGCCUCUGUUCAAAUCAACGUCGCCAAGGUUGAUGAAGAAGGCCGUGCUAUCCCAGGUGAGUACGUUACCUAUGCUUUGUCCGGUUACGUUAGAUCCAGAGGUGAAUCCGAUGACUCUUUGAACCGUUUGGCUCAAAACGACGGUUUGUUGAAAAACGUUUGGUCUUACUCCCGUUAA
Molecule: messenger RNA, 264 nt
Organism: Saccharomyces mikatae IFO 1815
Lineage: Eukaryota; Fungi; Ascomycota; Saccharomycetes; Saccharomycetales; Saccharomycetaceae
Gene: RPS21A
Product: 40S ribosomal protein eS21
Exons: 2
Coding region: 1-264 (87 amino acids)
Biological process (GO): endonucleolytic cleavage in ITS1 to separate SSU-rRNA from 5.8S rRNA and LSU-rRNA from tricistronic rRNA transcript (SSU-rRNA, 5.8S rRNA, LSU-rRNA); endonucleolytic cleavage to generate mature 3'-end of SSU-rRNA from (SSU-rRNA, 5.8S rRNA, LSU-rRNA); translation
Cellular component (GO): ribosome; cytosolic small ribosomal subunit
Molecular function (GO): structural constituent of ribosome
Source: RefSeq, a predicted model, not a curated record